AUGACCCUCGUGAAGCGUAGUCGUAGGAAGCGAGGACUCUGGAGCCACAGACCUGUUUCCUGCCCCCCACGGCCCUGGGGCAGCGCUUGGCCAUCAUGGAGCAGUCUGACUUCUUCCGGCGAAUACAAUUAUGACUUUAUAAAAAUUAAUUUUGUCUUAUUUUCUCUGCAGCUACUGAAAUAUUUGAAAAAGCUUUCUGCCUUGCCUAUCACAGUAGACAUCCUUGCGGAGACUGGGGUUGGGAAAACCGUAAACAGCUUGCGAAAACACGAGCACGUCGGUAGCUUCGCCAGGGACCUCGUGGCCCAGUGGAAGAAGCUGGUUCCUGUGGAACGAAACACUGAGCCUGAUGAGCAGGACUUGGAAAAAAAAAAUGAGCAGUACUUGGAGAAGAUCGGUUCCCGGAAACGCCCCCGAGAUGCUCUUCAGAAGGAAGAAGAGCUGGAGGGGGACCUCCAGGAAGACUGGAGAACCUCUGGGGGCCGAUCCUACAGCCCUGACCACCGACAGAAAAAACACAGAAAACUCUCAGAGCUUGAGAGGCCUCACAAAGUGUCUCACAGCCAGGAGAAGAGAGAGGAGCGAAAGAGGUGUCACCGAGCGUCCCCGGCCUACUCCUCCGACCACGAGUCUUCAGACUACGGCCACGUUCAGUCGCCCCCGUCUUCCGCCAGUCCUCAGCAGGUGUACAUGGACCAUUACCGAUCCCCCGAGGACGACCCCGAGCCCGCCGUUCCACACCAGAAGCCUGGAAAAGGCCACAGUAAUGCUUUUCAGGACAGACUGGGGGUCAGUCAAGAACGACACCUGGGGGAAGCGCAGGGGAGAGGGGGGAUGAGCCAAAACAAGGAGCACAGAUCUUCCCACAAGGAGAGACGCUCCGGGGACGCCAGGGCUGAUGAGAAGCCCUCUGCUCUGAGCAGAGAGAGAUCACACAAAAACCUCUCCAAAGAGGAGCACCGACGGGCACCCUCGGGGGACAGUGCAAAGGAGAAAGCUCCCUCCGGUGUCGUUAAGAAAGAGAAGGAGAGAGAGGGCAGCGGCCUCAAGAAGAAGUUUCUGCCUCCUUUGGAGGUUGCGCCCGACAACCACCUUAAAAAGCCAAAGCACAAAGACCCGGAGAAAACCAAAUCAGACAAGAACAAGCCAAGUCUGAGCAGCGUAGACUUAGGAAGGGGGACAGGAGAUCCCUCCCCCAAGGUCAAAGAAAAGGUUUCUAACAACCUCAAAGCUCAAGAAGGGAAAGCCAGAACUUCUCACUCGGAUAAAAAGUCCCCGGGCUCCCUCCCGAAAGGCGAGGACGCGGAUGUGGAGGACGAGUUCGAGCAGCCCACCAUGUCCUUUGAGUCAUACCUCAGCUAUGACCAGCCUCGGAAGAAAAAGAAAAAGAUCGUGAAAGCCUCCGCCCCGGCCCUCGCAGAGAAAGGACUUAAAAAAAAUGAUUCUAAAAGCACUAGUAAAAACUUGGACUCGGCUCAGAGACUGCCUAAGGGGAACGAGAGCAAGUCCGAGAAGCUGCAGCCGGCAGGAGCCGAUUCAGCCAAGCCGAAAAAGGUCCCCUCCAACGUGGUGCCAGUGCUGCCAGACCUCCCGUUACCCACCAUACAGGGCAACUACCGUCCACUUCCUUCCCUGGAGUUGAUGUCCUCCUUCCAACCAAAGCGAAAAGCAUUCUCUUCGCCCCAGGAAGAGGAAGAAGCUGGAUUCACUGGCCGAAGAAUGAAUUCCAAGAUGCAGGUGUAUUCUGGUUCCAAGUGUGCCUAUCUCCCCAAAAUGAUGACCUUGCACCAGCAGUGCAUCCGAGUGCUUAAAAACAACAUCGACUCGAUCUUCGAAGUGGGAGGAGUUCCGUACUCGGUUCUCGAGCCUGUUUUGGAGAGGUGUACGCCCGAUCAGCUCUAUCGCAUAGAGGAAUACAACCACGUAUUAAUCGAAGAAACAGACCAGUUGUGGAAAGUUCACUGUCACCGAGACUUCAAGGAGGAAAGACCAGAAGAGUAUGAGUCAUGGCGGGAGAUGUACCUGCGGCUCCAGGACGCCCGGGAGCAGCGGCUGCGUGUCCUGACCAAGAACAUUCAGUCUGCACACGCCAACAAGCCCAAAGGCCGACAAGCAAAGAUGGCCUUUGUCAACUCUGUGGCCAAGCCACCUCGCGACGUGCGAAGGAGGCAGGAGAAGUUCGGCACGGGAGGAGCAGCUGUGCCUGAGAGAGUGAAGGUUAAGCCGGCCCCGUACCCCGCCUUCAGCAGCAGCAGCUCUCACCCUGACCCCGAGGAGCCGGCCGACGACGGCCCAAGCACCAGCAGCGCUCACCUGGCGCCGGUGGUCAGCGCGGUUUCCUAUGACCCUCGGAGACCAGCCGUCAAGAAGAUCGCCCCCAUGAUGGCCAAGACGAUUAAAGCUUUCAAGAACAGGUUCUCUCGACGGUAGGCUGAGGACGCACCUGGAGAGGGAACUGGUCGGGGCUGGAGGACAAGGACACGGGGGACUGGGGCAGGGGACAUUCGGAGGAGACUGGACUCACGCUCGUGAAAACUCGUGGUCUCCGAAUCCUGCAGUUGGCAGGUGUCGCCCGCGUGCCCGCCGCCUCCCGGAGCACUGCUGGCACCGAAGAUACGAAACCUCCGUCUCACUGAGGGUUCUAAGGUCAAUUAGACUUCCCUUAUUAAUUAGCAUCUUUGUAAACUAUAAGACAUAGUUUUAAUUAAUAAAUAUUGCCCCCAGAUUGUAUUUAUAUUA
Molecule: messenger RNA, 2739 nt
Organism: Tupaia belangeri chinensis (Chinese tree shrew)
Lineage: Eukaryota; Metazoa; Chordata; Mammalia; Scandentia; Tupaiidae
Gene: ELOA
Product: elongin A
Exons: 11
Coding region: 1-2430 (809 amino acids)
Biological process (GO): transcription elongation by RNA polymerase II
Cellular component (GO): elongin complex; nucleus
Molecular function (GO): protein binding
Source: RefSeq, a predicted model, not a curated record